This is a messenger RNA of Cornus florida, 2729 nucleotides long. Its product is annotated as SWI/SNF complex component SNF12 homolog. The record is from RefSeq and is a predicted model, not a curated record. NCBI's taxonomy places the organism in Eukaryota, Viridiplantae, Streptophyta, Magnoliopsida, Cornales, Cornaceae. The coding region runs from base 747 to 2414 and encodes 555 amino acids. The transcript has 2 exons. Gene Ontology annotation, cellular component: nucleus; SWI/SNF complex. Gene Ontology annotation, biological process: regulation of transcription by RNA polymerase II.
UCCACGAGGAAAUUAAACGAUUAAACCCCAAGAGAGGGAGAGGAGAGAGGAGAGGAGAGGAGAGAGAGAGAGAGAGAGCAAAUAAGUCAUCUCACUCCAUUUCUAGCCGUUCUCCUGUGGAAGGAAGCAAAGGGCAAAGAACUCCGAACCACACAGACUUGCUCAGCUCAUCAACGCGUAAGAACACUCGGUCCCUUCGAUUGAAGUUCUCUUACUUCUUGCAGCUCCUACUGUUACUCAUUGCAAAUUUGCUCACUUUCUUCUCCGAACAUCAUUUUCUGAUAAAUUAUCAAACACUUACUAGUUUCAAAUGCAAUCUUCUUUCUUACUUUUUACUAUUAGUUUCUAAUAAUUUAUUUACUAAGGUAAUCCCAAUUCUUGAAACUAGGGUUUUUUUUUCCUUUGAAAUUUACAAUUUUUUAGUAUGUGAUGGAAUUGAUCUCCAAGUUGUGCUUUUUAUUUUUUUAUUUUUAGGAAUUUCGAUCUUUUGGGUGUCACAUGAUUUUGGGGUUUUGGUGAAUUGAGCUUUGAUUACACUCCAGAAAUUCGGGUUUUGAUGCUUUUUGAUAUAGACUGUUCCUGGAGCCUACGCAUUCAAAGGGUUAGAUUUUGCAUUUUUUUUUUUUUUUUUUUUUUUUUGUCAGAUUUAACCAAGGUCUUCUGAGGCUAUGUGAGUUUGGGCUUUUUGGUUGCCUCCUUUGAGGGUUUCAUAUUAUACGAUAAUUUAUUUAUUUUGGAUAUUAGCUAUGUCUGCGAAUAACAAUAACCCUCCCAAGAAUAUUGGGGUUUCAUCUCCUUUUGACAAUGCCGGGAUGGUCUCUUCUAAUUUGCCUGGAAACCCGACUUCUCAUCUGCAGUCGCAGUCCCAACCCCAACAACAAAUUGGGUCUGGCUUUACGGGUCAGUUUCAGCUGUCCCAAUUCUCUGCAGCUCAUGCCCAGGCGAUUGAACAAGCACAAAAGGCUCAAGCUCAUGCCCGAGCUCAAGCUCAUGCCCGAGCCCAAGCUCAAGCGGCGCACGCCCAAUUCCAAGCUCAGUUACAGGCUCAAGGGCUGUCCCUAAACCAGGCCCACUCCACCGGUAUUGGUAAUGUGGGUUCUUCAUCACCUUCCAUUGGAGCAUCGGGCAAUGCAAGCGCAAAAAGAGCACCACAAAAGCCACCAGCACGGCCACCUGGCUUGUCAGCUACCAACACAAUCUCACCAUUGAGAACUAUGGAGCUUACAGCUGCUGCUCGCAGAAAAAAGCAGAAGCUUCCUGAGAAGCAAUUACAGGAUAGAGUGGCUGCAUAUUUGCCUGAAUCUGCUCUUUACACUCAGCUCCUUGAAUUUGAGUCUCGUGUUGAUGCUGCUCUGGCAAGAAAGAAAAUUGACAUCCAGGAGGCCAUAAAAAACCCCCCAUCUAUCCAGAAAACCCUUAGAAUUUAUGUAUUCAACACUUUUGCUAAUCAGAUCCGCACAAUUCCGAAGAAGCCAAAUGCUGAACCACCUACAUGGACCCUUAAGAUAAUUGGGAGGAUCUUGGAAGAGGGGAUAGAUCCUGAACAGUCUGGCAUGAUCCAGAAAUCAAGCCCCUUAUACCCAAAGUUCUCAUCUUUCUUCAAGAGAGUUACCAUUUCCUUGGACCAGAGACUAUAUCCAGAGAAUCAUAUUAUUAUAUGGGAUAGUGCUCGAUCACCUGCACCUCAUGAGGGCUUUGAGGUAAAAAGAAAAGGGGACAAAGAAUUUACUGUGAAUAUAAGGUUAGAAAUGAAUUAUAUGCCCGAGAAAUUUAAGCUUUCACCAGCUUUGAUGGAGGUUCUUGGUAUUGAGGUUGAUACCCGCCCAAGAAUUAUUGCUGCAAUCUGGCAUUAUGUGAAGGCUAGAAAAUUGCAGAACCCGAAUGACCCGUCUUAUUUUAAUUGUGAUCCGCCACUUCAGAAAGUUUUUGGGGAAGAAAAGAUGAAAUUCACCAUGGUUUCGCAGAAGAUAUCACAUCAUUUGUCACCUCCACAGCCGAUACAUUUGGAGCAUAAGAUCAAGCUUUCUGGGAAUAGUCCUGCCGGAAAUGCAUGCUAUGACAUAUUGGUGGAUGUGGCUUUUCCAAUACAAAAAGAAUUAAAUGCUUUACUGGCCAACACAGAGAAGAACAAAGAAAUUGAUGCCUGUGAUGAAGCAAUUUGUACUGCCAUAAGGAAAAUUCACGAGCAUCGUAGGAGGCGAGCAUUCUUUCUUGGAUUCAGUCAAUCACCAGUGGAAUUUAUUAAUGCUUUGAUUGAAUCUCAAAGUAGGGAUCUGAAACUUGUAGCAGGGGAAGCAAGUCGCAGUGCUGAAAAAGAGCAUCGGUCAGAUUUCUUCAACCAACCAUGGGUUGAAGAUGCUGUUAUUCGCUAUCUGAAUCGCAAGCCAGUUGCAGAUGGUCCUGGAAGCACAUAAAUAAGGGAAUGUGGAGGCUGCUGAUGUUUCAAUGUUUGAUUUCUUUUUCCGACUUCAUACUCAUCAAUCUUUUUAAUAUCCCUUUUGAAUGUAUUGUGGAUAUAUUUGAUUGUUCCAUUGUUAGAUGGGGAGGAGAGUCACAUUAUGCACACUGAUAAUACAUAUUGGACAAACUUAGUAUCAUAGCUUAGUCAACUUAUCAAUGAUUAGAAUCUGUGGUAUACUGGAGUUCCUCUUCAUGGAUAGUUUCAUAACUUUAUAUCAUAUUAUUAAUUUGUUAUAAUAAUAUGAUUUAGUUCUGGUUCUCUUAGUCAA